AUGCCGCAGAUCCGCCAGGAUGCGAGGGCCUGGAUCCAGCAGAGCGGCAAGCUCUUUGAGAAAAGACUUCAUUUCCCAAAAGGCUCGGCGUCUGCAGUGUCGCAGGGCACCAUAGGAAAUGCAGUUCCCUCCGUGCACCAGCGAGUAGAUUUCCGGACGCGCAAAGCCUGUGUGGAAGCGCAUCCCCGGAAGUACGGAGGCCGACAGGAAGAGACUGAAAACAGAGAAAGAGUUGUCCCACUCUUGCUACGGUGGCCUGGAGGAGUUGAGAAACCGGAACAAGAGAAUUUAUCAUUUCUGGGACUCACAGUCGUGAUGUCUUUCAAGAGGGAAGGAGACGAUUGGAGUCAACUCAAUGUUCUCAAAAAAAGAAGAGUCGGGGAUCUGCUAGCCAGUUACAUCCCAGAGGAUGAGGCGCUGAUGCUUCGGGAUGGACGUUUUGCUUGUGCCAUCUGCCCCCAUCGACCAGUACUGGACACCCUGGCUAUGCUGACUGCCCACCGAGCAGGCAAGAAACAUCUAUCCAGCUUGCAGCUUUUCUAUGGCAAGAAGCAGCCAGGAAAGGAGAGGAAGCAGAAUCCAAGACAUCAGAAUGAAUUGAGAAGGGAAGAAACCAAAGCUGAGGCUCCUCUGCUAACCCAGACACGACUUAUCACCCAGAGUGCUCUGCACAGAGCCCCCGACUAUAACAGUUGCUGCCGCCGGAAGUACAGACCAGAAGCCCCUGGUCCCUCUGUCUCCCUUUCCCCUAUGCCACCCUCAGAGGUCGAACUCCAAAGUGGGAAGAUCAGUAGGGAACCUGAGCCUGGGGCUGGCCCACAGGCCGAGGAGUCAGCAACUGUCUCAGCCCCUGCACCUGUGAGCCCCACAAGAAGACGAGCCCUGAACCAUUAUCUCACCCUUCGAAGCUCUGGAUGGAUCCCAGAUGGAAGAGGUCGAUGGGUAAAAGAUGAAAAUGUUGAGUUUGACUCUGAUGAGGAGGAACCACCUGAUUACCCCUUGGACUGACAGCCUUUUCCCAUUCAUUCACAAAUAAACUGCAGGGGGUGCUGAGAACUUAA
Callithrix jacchus (white-tufted-ear marmoset) is the source of this 1061-nucleotide messenger RNA. It is a transcript of the gene SCNM1, whose product is annotated as sodium channel modifier 1. NCBI's taxonomy places the organism in Eukaryota, Metazoa, Chordata, Mammalia, Primates, Cebidae. Gene Ontology annotation, biological process: RNA splicing. Gene Ontology annotation, cellular component: nucleus. The record is from RefSeq and is a predicted model, not a curated record.